UGACCCACUUCCGGCAGGUGACGCAAUUCCGCUUUGCUGGGCGCGCGGUGGACGGUCUGAAACCUAGAGCGCGGCUUUCGCUGGGGCUUGGCGGCUCCUGGGCCCGGCAUGGCUUCUUCACGAGCCUCCUCCACGGCACCCAAAACUAAGGCACCCGAUGACUUAGUGGCUCCUGUUGUGAAGAAACCACACAUCUAUUAUGGAAGUUUGGAAGAGAAGGAGAGAGAACGUCUGGCCAAAGGAGAGUCUGGCAUUUUGGGUAAAGAAGGACUGAAAGCAGGAAUUGAAGCAGGAAAUAUUAAUAUAACCUCUGGAGAAGUAUUUGAAAUUGAAGAGCACAUCAGUGAACGGCAGGCAGAAGUAUUGGCUGAGUUUGAAAGAAGGAAGAGAGCCCGGCAAAUCAAUGUUUCCACAGACGACUCAGAGGUCAAGGCUUGCCUUAGAGCCUUAGGGGAACCCAUUACACUUUUUGGAGAGGGCCCUGCUGAAAGAAGAGAAAGAUUAAGAAAUAUCCUCUCAGUGGUUGGUACUGAUGCCUUAAAAAAGACAAAAAAAGAUGAUGAGAAAUCUAAGAAGUCCAAAGAAGAGUAUCAGCAAACCUGGUACCAUGAAGGACCAAAUAGCCUGAAGGUGGCCAGGCUGUGGAUUGCUAAUUAUUCACUGCCCAGGGCAAUGAAACGCUUGGAAGAGGCCCGUCUCCAUAAAGAGAUUCCUGAAACAACUAGGACCUCCCAGAUGCAAGAGCUGCACAAAUCUCUCCGGUCUCUGAAUAACUUCUGCAGUCAGAUUGGGGACGAUCGGCCUAUCUCCUACUGUCACUUUAGUCCUGAUUCCAAAAUGCUGGCCACAGCUUGUUGGAGUGGGCUUUGCAAGCUCUGGUCUGUUCCUGAUUGCAACCUCCUUCACACACUUAGAGGCCAUAACACAAAUGUAGGCGCAAUUGUAUUCCAUCCCAAGUCUACAAUCUCAUUGGACCAAAAAGAUGUCAACCUGGCCUCUUGUGCUGCUGAUGGUUCUGUGAAACUUUGGAGUCUUGACAGUGAUGAACCAGUGGCAGAUAUUGAAGGCCACACAGUACGUGUGGCCCGAGUGAUGUGGCAUCCAUCAGGACGUUUCCUGGGCACUACCUGCUAUGACCGUUCAUGGCGCUUAUGGGAUUUGGAAGCUCAAGAAGAGAUCCUGCAUCAGGAAGGCCACAGCAUGGGUGUGUAUGACAUUGCCUUCCAUCAAGAUGGCUCUUUGGCUGGCACUGGGGGACUGGAUGCAUUUGGUCGUGUUUGGGACCUACGCACAGGACGUUGUAUCAUGUUCCUAGAAGGCCACCUGAAGGAAAUCUAUGGAAUAAAUUUCUCCCCCAAUGGCUACCACAUUGCAACUGGCAGUGGUGACAACACUUGCAAAGUGUGGGACCUACGACAACGACGUUGCGUGUAUACCAUCCCUGCCCAUCAGAAUUUAGUGACUGGAGUCAAAUUUGAACCUAUCCAUGGGAACUUCUUGCUCACUGGUGCCUAUGAUAACACAGCCAAGAUCUGGACCCACCCAGGCUGGUCCCCAUUGAAAACUCUGGCUGGCCAUGAAGGCAAAGUGAUGGGUCUAGACAUUUCUUCUGAUGGACAGCUUAUAGCCACCUGCUCAUAUGACAGGACCUUCAAGCUCUGGAUGGCUGAAUAGACAAGACCGUGGAAGAAGGACUCUAACCUCAGUCUCUCCCUUAGGAGCCAUUUUCCUUAAAAGAAAAGAAUUGAUGUGUUUUGUUCUAUCAUGUUUUCUGCCAAUUACCAUGUAUAGACCCUCAGUAGAUUUGGAUUUUCACGUCAGCCUACUCCCAAGAGGCAGCCCAGUCCUUAGGUGAUGGUGAACUCUUUUCGUGGUUGAAAAUGAAAUUCUCAUCUUCAGGCCCAGCCAUGAACUUCCUAGACAUUUUUUAUUGGUCUUUCUUUGAAUCCUCUCAGCACUCAGGAUUGUGACUACUCUCUGCAUUUUUAAUUCUUGAAACUUGGCUUUCCAUGACAUGGUAUAUGCUUCAGGGCUGCAUGUGAUCCAGUGAGCAAGGUGGCUGGACUAUAUUCUGAAAGUCCUUGAGGAAAGAGACACAUCUCCCCACAUACUGGUUGAACAAUGCCUCACGGCAAGUCCCUGGAGUGGACAGCAGUUAYGCUGAUGUUUAUACACUGAAGCUUUGACCUCUUCCUGUGAAAUUCACUUGGAAUGCCAACUGCAUCAGGAAACUCAGAACUGAACGCUCACCUCAUCAGAAAAUGCCCUCCAUCUUGCUUUGAAGCUUAACAUCCUUCAUACUACCCUAAAGCAAGGUCACUAUGUCAGGAUUCAUAGAAAUUUGUAGAAAGCAAACAUGAUGUCUCUCUUGUACACUCUCCUUGCUAUGGUUAUUUAAAGGAUGUACUUUGUGUAUUAAAAGGUACUUCAUGUCSAAGUAACUGGAAAAAAUCCCUAAUAGGCAUUACUAAACAUAAA
Urocitellus parryii (Arctic ground squirrel) is the source of this 2478-nucleotide messenger RNA. It is a transcript of the gene Prpf4, whose product is annotated as pre-mRNA splicing tri-snRNP complex factor PRPF4. Gene Ontology annotation, molecular function: U6 snRNA binding; U4 snRNA binding; protein binding. Gene Ontology annotation, cellular component: U4/U6 x U5 tri-snRNP complex. Gene Ontology annotation, biological process: mRNA splicing, via spliceosome. The record is from RefSeq and is a predicted model, not a curated record. Lineage: Eukaryota; Metazoa; Chordata; Mammalia; Rodentia; Sciuridae.